Molecule: messenger RNA, 2112 nt
Organism: Daldinia caldariorum
Lineage: Eukaryota; Fungi; Ascomycota; Sordariomycetes; Xylariales; Hypoxylaceae
Exons: 2
Coding region: 238-2031 (597 amino acids)
Source: RefSeq, a predicted model, not a curated record
GCUGUUUACUUGCAAUCGGAUGCAUGCUCCCGUAAUCUCGAACGUCAAUGUGCCUAACCUAAUAAACCCGGUGAUCUGUUGCGUUCAUUAGUUCCUAUCACUUGUAAUUUUUCGGGUAAUAACAGGAGUUCGCAUGAUACGACCUUCCUCAAUCUAGAUUCAACAAAUUCACACUCUUAAUUAUUUUUUGUAUUUUUUAUUUAUUUAUUUUUUUUUCGAUAGACGACGCUCCCCGAGAUGCUAGUAUAUAGCUUUGUUCUACGUGUCGUCGCAUUAUGUUACUAUCUUGCCCUCGGACACAUUGGAGAUGUAGUGCUCCUCUUUCUUUUCUUCUUUUGGCUUAGAGGCUCCAUUUUCCCCAGGUUCCUCGAGAUUAGCUAUGCCAAGGUAUCUCUUGGGGCGGUAACAGUGGCUACAGCCGCUCUCAUCUAUUCCACAAAAGUACGACGUCGUGGCCAAUCUGUACAGCUCUCUGUGCCAUGGAACGGUCCAGGGCGACCGUUGCUAUUCCCUUGCCGGACUACGCAUACCAGAUUAAUUCCCAAGAAGCAUUCCUUUUCUUAUUCGUAUCUCUUAGUUGGGAUACCUGUCGGUUGGACAGGUGUCGCUGGCGGCAUGAUCUCAAAUGACGAAAAUAAAACGGGAGUUGAAGGUUGGUACAAGAUUGAUGCUUCGGAUUACCUAAAUAGGGGGAACGGACAUCUUGGACUAAGAGGCGAGUUGGAUACUUACCUCGAAUCUCAAGGUGUUGUUGCUUCCAAGUACCCGUAUGCGUAUUUGGUUACUGCUGCAAAAUUUAUGGGUUACCAUUUCAACCCUAUCUCCUUUUGGUAUCUCUACUCCGCGGAUAAGCACCUGACAGCAAUGAUUCUUGAAGUUAAUAAUACGUUUGACGAGAGGCGGAUGUAUUUCCUAACAAUCGACAACGCAAUAGAAUCGUUAGAAGCAUCUCAGAAUAGCACCCUAGAAGAAAUCAUUUCAACUCAGAAAACCGGUUACUCGAAGCCUUUAAGACAGACUUGGCCAAAAGACUUUCACGUGUCUCCCUUUAACUCUAGAAACGGCACAUACUCGCUUACCGCUCAUGACCCAUUUUCUCCAAAUAUGGAUGGUCAAGGGCUAAUUAAUAAUACGAUAAAUCUUAUAUCUUCCAAGAAUCACAAGAAACUGGUUGCUCGCAUCUUCUCAGAAGGCGAUGCUAUCGACCCCUCAGAGAUGACUUUCUAUCAGAAAUUCAAGUUUCUGGCUUCGUGGUGGUGGGUAGGUUUCGUCACAUUGCCUAGGAUUGUUAAAGAAGCUGCAGUUAUAUCCUUCCAGAAGAAGCUCCAUGUUUGGUAUCGGCCGGAGCCUCUAAAAACGAGCAUUGGUCGACAUGCUAACAAGGCGGAAGUCCAACUUGAGCCUCUAUUCAGAAGAUAUUUAAGGUAUUUAGUGGAACAAUCCCCAGAAUCAUUGACUGUACGAUACGUUCCUUGUGGCAUUCCCGACGCGUCCAUCGAAACCAUGGUGUCGACGCCAGGGAGGGAGGAGCCCGUCAGUGCCAAGGAAUUGGAGUUUAAAGUCUUGACACCUGCAUUUUAUUCGAGAUUCGUAUACUACGCUCACGAUUUUGAGGUUAUAUUCUGUGAGUUGAGCGAAAGCAACACGAUAUGGGUAUCGAAUCCUAAGUUGUUGCCAAGGCUGUUCGUGAAAAAGCAGCCGCCUCCGCCAUUCCAAACAGCAAAUUAUUUGGAUUAUGCCUGUUUUAUGGCUAUCAAGGAGCUACGGCAGAGACCUGAGAGAAUUGAGAGACCGUUGACUUCGAGCCAAGCCAAGUCAACUACGCGGCCUCAAAAGGAUAUUCGCGGCUUUCGACUUUCAUCUAUGGACGGAUAUGUUUUGUCUCACGAGGAUGAUAAAUCCAGACGAGCAUACAUAAACUCGGUAUUGGCGUUGUUCCUGGCGGACAGAAUCGCCUUGGGCAGCGUGGAUAUCCUCCAACUCGAACUUUGGGCUUUCAGGUUAUUACUGGCUUGGGCUUUGAAUUCUUAAAAUGACCUCGGAACACCCCUUGUUGGCAUCUCAGGGCACAAGCAAGAGGUGAGCUCGGUCGGUCUACUUUAAUUAUUUGAA